GGCUGGUGCUUCGGUGUGACCGAAAAUCCCUGGGCGUCAGGCAGUCUUGGCCGUCCUGGCCAUGGCCCCCAUGACGGUCCCCACGAACGCGCGGGAAGGCACCAAGGUCUUGACCAAGUUGACCCGAGGAGGCCAGCUCCAGGGCGCCCUGCAUCUGAUGCAGCAGAUGAGAAAGCUCGCUGUGAGGCUGGACGAGGUGCAUUAUCGCUGCGUUCUCUUCGGCACUGCUUGGCAACAAGAGUGGCUCCAUGCAAUGAAUUUGCUGGAAUCAAUGCAUCACAACGAGAUCACCAAGAACCAGGGCGCUUGCCACGCCGCCAUCAGCGCCUGUCAGUGCUGGACCUUGGGUGUCUCCCUGCUGAAGGCCAUGCGACAGAUGCAGCUGCAGCUGGAGG
Cladocopium goreaui is the source of this 395-nucleotide messenger RNA. Lineage: Eukaryota; Dinophyceae; Suessiales; Symbiodiniaceae. The record is from the annotation of a GenBank genome assembly.